Molecule: messenger RNA, 525 nt
Organism: Lactuca sativa (garden lettuce)
Lineage: Eukaryota; Viridiplantae; Streptophyta; Magnoliopsida; Asterales; Asteraceae
Source: RefSeq, a predicted model, not a curated record
AUGGGAGCUUUAUCUUAUUUUCUUGGCAUUUUGGUUGCUUAUUGUGGAAUUGACAUCUUUCUCUCUCAAAAGCUGUAUGUGUUGGACAUUUUACAACUUGCUGGUCUUACCGAGGCUAAGCCAGUUAGCACCCCUCUUCCUACAGGUGCUCCUUUGUUUCUUGGUGACGGUCCUCUUUUUGACAAUCUUGUUCGUCAACAAAGUCUGUCAGUUCAUGCAUUCUCCAACUGUCAACCACUGGUCUGCUGUCAAACGGAUUCUUCGGUAUCUUUGUGGUACCAGUACCUUUGGUCUCCGUCACCAUCUUAUGACACCACCAUUCAUGCCUACGGUGAUGCACAAUCUAUGGUUACCGCCAUUUCUGAUAAUGAUUGGGCUAGGUGUCCGGAUGAUCGUCGAUCCACCGGGGCAAGGAAACAGAAGACUGGCUCUCGUUCAUCUAUCGAGUCCGAGUUCAAAGCUUUAGCUGUAAUUGUUGCUGAGUUUGGUUUUUGCUCAAAUCACACAAACUUCAAUAUUGAAUGA